GUUGAAGAGAAGCAACACGGAGUAGGAAAUGACGUAGUUGAAAUGCGUUUGUUGUGAGCUGCGCAAGAGACACGUGGAGAGUGCGCGGCUAUUUCGGCUUCUGCUCCUUCACGAUGAUCAUCCCAGUUCGUUGUUUUACUUGUGGGAAAAUUGUUGGGAACAAAUGGGAGGCAUAUUUAGGUCUUCUUCAAGCAGAGUAUACAGAAGGUGACGCUCUUGAUGCUCUGGGUUUGAAGAGAUACUGCUGUCGGCGGAUGCUUCUGGCCCAUGUGGAUCUGAUUGAGAAGUUGUUGAAUUAUGCACCGCUGGAGAAGUGAUGAGCUUCCAGUGCAACAGAAGAUUGACCUCAAAUUCUUAUACUUUCAUAGACUCAUGAACAUGUUGGAAGAGGUACAGGCAUGGCCUCAGACCCGUGUCUGUAGACUGCAUCUGAAGCAUGCUUGUGAUGUCGAAUUUUGUUUACGGGCAUUUUGUUAAAUAAAGUUUGAAAUGUA
This is a messenger RNA of Xyrauchen texanus (razorback sucker), 494 nucleotides long. RefSeq names its product DNA-directed RNA polymerases I, II, and III subunit RPABC5. Lineage: Eukaryota; Metazoa; Chordata; Actinopteri; Cypriniformes; Catostomidae. The transcript has 3 exons. Gene Ontology annotation, biological process: tRNA transcription by RNA polymerase III; transcription by RNA polymerase I; transcription by RNA polymerase II. Gene Ontology annotation, cellular component: RNA polymerase II, core complex; RNA polymerase I complex; RNA polymerase III complex. The record is from RefSeq and is a predicted model, not a curated record. The coding region runs from base 114 to 317 and encodes 67 amino acids. Gene Ontology annotation, molecular function: zinc ion binding; DNA binding; DNA-directed RNA polymerase activity.